CCUGAUCUGAUGUGCUGCUAUUAGGAGGGGCUACUUAAGUUGAGGUCACAUAAAAACAAACUUUUGAAACCGAACCUUUCUUUUGCCUGCAUUUAUCAUGGAUUCAGCUGAUAGCGGCCUCGUAGACAGCCUGUUUAUCAACCUCCCUCUAGUGAGAGGCAUAGAAAGCAAGUUCAACGUACAAAAUGCAAGAAAAUGGAUGGGAGACAAUUUCUACAUAGCUUGGACUGGUGCACUGGUCUAUCUGGCUUUAGUUUUCAUUGGGAGAAAGUGGAUGAUCAACAGGCCUCGCUACGAGCUCAAAAAAGCGUUGUUUGCCUGGAACGUUGGACUGGCAGUCUUCUCGUUCAUAGGUUGCAUCUCUAUGCUGCCAAAUCUAGUACACUCUAUUAUACGAAACGGCUUCAGUCACACAACAUGCAAGACGGAUGUAUUCACAUCUAACCCAGGCAUCAUUCUAUGGGGCUUUCUGUUCUGUCUCUCCAAGCUAGCAGAGCUCGUGGACACGGUAUUCAUUGUAUUAAGGAAGAGCAAGCUUAGCUUCUUGCAUUGGUAUCACCAUGCAUCUGUCUUGAUCUUUGCCUACUAUACUUUUGGACGUCCCAUUGAAAGUGCCCUGGAGCACUACUACUCCAGCAUCAACUUCACUGUACACUCGAUCAUGUAUACCUAUUAUGCUCUGAGAGCAGCCGAUGUGAGAUUGAGUUCAAAGAUAGCACAGGUCAUCACUGUACUACAAAUAUCACAAAUGUUCAUUUGUAUGAUUGCUACCACUUUGGCAUAUGUGAAUUACAGUGGUGGAGCUGAUUGCAAUCUGGAUUUUGGUGUCCUGUAUGCUGCUUUGGCGCUAUAUGGCUCUUAUGCUCUCCUCUUUAUACAGUUUUUCGUCGGACGAUAUUUGUUCUAGUAAAAUUUUGAUAAUAAAAGUGAUUGUUAUUAUUAUUAUUGUUAGUAACCUUUUUAUAAUAAUAGAUCUACUUAGAUAAUACACAUU
Amphimedon queenslandica is the source of this 994-nucleotide messenger RNA. Its product is annotated as elongation of very long chain fatty acids protein 6-like. Gene Ontology annotation, biological process: fatty acid elongation, monounsaturated fatty acid; fatty acid elongation, saturated fatty acid; sphingolipid biosynthetic process. Bases 98 to 907 code for a protein of 269 amino acids. Lineage: Eukaryota; Metazoa; Porifera; Demospongiae; Haplosclerida; Niphatidae. The record is from RefSeq and is a predicted model, not a curated record. Gene Ontology annotation, cellular component: endoplasmic reticulum membrane. The transcript has a single exon. Gene Ontology annotation, molecular function: fatty acid elongase activity.